AUGUUGGUACUUCACACUAUUCGCACACACUGGUCUUCGUCAAGGAGACGUGCUCGUGCUGGCUGUUGGGCUGCAGAAGACUUGUUCCAGGGAGAGCAGCGGCAAACGUGA
This is a messenger RNA of Chondrus crispus (carragheen), 111 nucleotides long. RefSeq lists its product as hypothetical. The transcript has a single exon. Lineage: Eukaryota; Rhodophyta; Florideophyceae; Gigartinales; Gigartinaceae. The coding region runs from base 1 to 111 and encodes 36 amino acids. The record is from RefSeq and is a predicted model, not a curated record.